ACCUCUCACCGACAGAGAAAUGGCGUUUCUGGAUGAUCCGGCCAUGAUUAUUGCUCAUAUAAGACAUUCUUGUGUUACUGGAGAUGAGACAGGUUUGUGUGAAAUGGUUAUUGUAGAUGAGGAGAAGAAUGAGGAGCAGACGUUCUAUCAAGGACGGAAACGAAGUGUAACGGGAGAUUUGAUUGACAGGUUUGAUGAGAGACCAUACAGUCAAAGUUUAGAGAUCAGUGUCACUCCAUCUCGACGAUUACAUCAACGCAGUGAACGAAGAGACGGAAGACGUCAAGGACCACAAGUUAAGACGAUAAAACUGCAGACAGAUGGAAACAAGAAACCGGAGUUGACAGAGAGUGAGGUUACUGGUUUAUUUCAACCGGCAGAGAUACCACCUCGGUCUAACGUUCCUGUCGUGUCCAUGUUGGCUUUGCAGCUUGAGGAAGACGGCAUGUCUACAGACAACAUGAUGGAGAAGUAUACUUGA
Corticium candelabrum is the source of this 481-nucleotide messenger RNA. Its product is annotated as target of rapamycin complex 2 subunit MAPKAP1-like. The transcript has 5 exons. NCBI's taxonomy places the organism in Eukaryota, Metazoa, Porifera, Homoscleromorpha, Homosclerophorida, Plakinidae. The coding region runs from base 20 to 481 and encodes 153 amino acids. The record is from RefSeq and is a predicted model, not a curated record.